AUGGUCUCUAAGACAACGAUAUGUGCUAAUAUAGAUAAGAGUGAAGAUAUAAGGCUUAAAUGUUUAGGACAAAACGAUGUGCUUAACACAAUAUACCAAAAGGCGGUUCAAAUGGAAAUGGCUGUCCUUCCCAUCGCCAGACCUACUCUCGACUCUGACCAUACAUUUAGCGAAUUAGAAGGCAAUCGAUUCACGGAAUUACUAUUUGCCACGAAAUGCAUGAAAAAUGAAUUGAAAACUAUGUACACAUCGGAGGUGUUCUCAGUCGACGACUAUUUCGUGACAUUAGACCAGAAGUGCGAACAAGAAGUGCGCAAAUUAAUCAAAUCAUAUAAAUCGUUGAUAUGUUUCAACGAGAUAUGUGAGCAGGAUCGUAAUAAGCUCAUCAAAACACAAAGCGUUCAGAUUUAUAAACUCAGAUCAGUUGCAUAUUUUGAUGAAUUCAAUGAGUGUUGGAAUGUUGAGCUGGUACAUUGA
This is a messenger RNA of Oppiella nova, 477 nucleotides long. The record is from the annotation of a GenBank genome assembly. Lineage: Eukaryota; Metazoa; Arthropoda; Arachnida; Sarcoptiformes; Oppiidae.